AUGGAAUGUCGCCGGCUUCUGGCGCAUUUCAAAUUUACGCGGGCUUCCUUAUAUAUUUCUAAUAUCGGACCAUCUUCGCGUGCCUUCUCUUCGAUUUCUAUACAAGAGGAAAAUCGCAGUCCAUGCUACGAUUCUAAAAAAUAUUAUCCUGCCCGUAUUGGAGAGAGAAUCUCCGGGAGAUAUCAUCUCGUUUCCAAGCUUGGAUGGGGCGCGAAUUCUACAGUCUGGCUGGCAAAAGACGUGAAUCGCUGGUUUUGGCAGUCAAACAAAUAUGUGACACUCAAGAUUACAAACUCUGGCAAGGAUGGGCAGAGGUCUGCUGAAGAAGAGGUUGAGAUAUCUAAGCGCAUCUCUCAACGGUCGAACAAUCAUGAAGGCCGAGCAUACAUUCGGCUGGUAAAAGACUCGUUUACCAUCCAAGGACCGCGGGGCGAACACGUUUGUUUAGUGUUUGAACCGUUAAGGGAGCCUCUUUGGCUUCUAGGCAAGCAUCUAGGCUGUGUUGACGUUCCCCCUGCCGUACUCAAGGCCUUUUUGAGGCUAUUGCUGCAAGGUCUUGAUUUCCUUCAUUCCGAGUAUCAUGUAAUCCAUACGGACCUCAAAUCAGAUAACUUCCUUGUAGGAUUCGAAGACUCUACUGUUCUUGAGAACUAUGUCCGGCAGCAGGAAAGUGAUCCCGCACCGAAAGGGCUAGGAAUGGUCCAGAUUAGCGACUUCAGUGCUGCUGUCUUUGGUGAUGUUGCUACUCCGCAUAAUCAUGAUCUACAGCCUCGACAAUUCUGUGUACCAGAGGUACUUCUGAAGGCAACAUGGUCGUAUAGUGCCGAUAUAUGGAACCUGGGUACCGCGCUAUGGGAGCUUCUUGCAGAUGCUACUCUUUUUGAUGGGAUAGACCCUACGACUAAUCAAUAUUCUCGAGCAGCGCAUUUGGCUCAGAUGAUACGGCUCAUUGGCCCACCGCCUCUUCACGUAUUAGAGAAAUCAGAUGAAAAGAUGCACUUUGAACUGUUCUCGAGCCAAGGGGAAUUCAUACACCCACACCUUAUCCCGUCAGAGGAGUUCAAUCUUUCCAGUCGUACACCGUUUCUACAUGGGAAGGAUAAACGACUAUUUCUUAGCUUUGCCAGGAGAAUGCUUCAGUGAGAUCCAGAGCGACGGUCAACAGCAAAGGAACUCUACAACGAUCCUUGGCUGAGGUUUAAUCCCUAAUGACAGUUACUGCAGACGAUUUAUGCUCUAUAGAUGCGAU
This is a messenger RNA of Aspergillus wentii DTO 134E9, 1249 nucleotides long. RefSeq lists its product as uncharacterized. The record is from RefSeq and is a predicted model, not a curated record. The coding region runs from base 1 to 1143 and encodes 380 amino acids. The transcript is spliced from 7 exons. Gene Ontology annotation, biological process: protein phosphorylation; regulation of mRNA processing; spliceosomal complex assembly. Gene Ontology annotation, molecular function: ATP binding; protein kinase activity. NCBI's taxonomy places the organism in Eukaryota, Fungi, Ascomycota, Eurotiomycetes, Eurotiales, Aspergillaceae.